Messenger RNA from Onthophagus taurus, 1100 nucleotides. The record is from RefSeq and is a predicted model, not a curated record. Lineage: Eukaryota; Metazoa; Arthropoda; Insecta; Coleoptera; Scarabaeidae.
AGAAGAAAACAAAGUAACCCUGUCGAGAACAAUUUUUAGCAAAAUGUUUUAUUCUAUGAACUUGUCAAUUCACCCCAUUAAAAAGGAUAAAUGUGAUUUGUGCACAAAACAUGAAGUUGGUCAAUUAUCAGACAAAGAAUGGAAUACGCACAGACGUAAAAAAGAAAGGGCUCGUGAAGAAAAAAAGAGAGAUAAGGAAGAAGCAAAAAUGAACAAAAAAGGUCGGGUUUUAACAAUGGAUUUACAAGCUGUAAAAGUGUGUCCGUAUGUCCAAGCCAGCACAAUAUUUUUUAAGUUAAAACUGUGUUGCCACAAUUUUACAGUUUAUAAUGUAGUAACGCAUGAGGCAAAGUGUUUUUGGUUUAGUGAAACUGAAGCAGAUAUGACUGCAUCGACUUUUGCUUCUUGCAUUAUGGAAUACCUAACAACAGACUGUCAGAAUGAAUCUGGACCAAUUAUAAUUUACAGUGAUGGAUGUACUUACCAAAAUAGAAAUAAUAUUAUAGCAAAUGCAUUAUUAAACUAUUCUGUAAAUAAUAACAUAGAAAUUAUUCAAAAAUUUCUCGAAGUUGGACACACACAAAUGGAAUGCGACUCAGUUCACAGCUGCAUCGAAAGGAAAUUAAAAGGACGAGACAUUCAUUUACCUAGUGAUUAUCUACGAAUAACAAAGGAAGCAAGAAUGAAGCCCUUUCCAUAUGAAGUUAAAUGUAUGCAAUAUUUUAAUUUUAAAGAUUACUCAAUCAAGAAAUAUCAAAGAUAUGCAUCUAUUAGACCUGGAAAGGUCACAAAUGAUCCUGUGGUCACCGAUAUUAGAGCUCUCCAAUAUUUGCCGAAUGGAAACAUUUAUUACAAAUUGGAUUUUGAUGAUGAAUGGCGAGAACUUCCACAACGACAAAAACCUGUUUCUCAAAUGGUAGAAUGGCCACAAAUGUAUAAAGAGAAACGAAAAAUAAAAUUUCAAAAAUGGCAACAUUUGCAGCUGUUAAAGUCAGUAAUACCUACUGACUGUCAUAGUUUUUAUGACAGCUUAAAACAUGAUUCAGAGUAAAAUUUUUUAGAGAAUUUAUUGAUUCGUAAUAAAAGUAGUUUUUCCUAAA